CUGCUGGACUCACUGAAAUCACAAGACUCUCUGUGUCUAUUACUGAAUGUUACAAGGUCGGGACGUAAAAAGGAGGAGACGAUGUCAAUUUCUCUAAAUUCUGCUGUUGGCUUCAACUCUACGCUGCAAACCAAAUACCAUCAUGUGUCUACACCAAAGGCCGCCUCCUUGGAUAUGCUUGCUUCAAGGAUACAAAUAAAUGGAAGAAGAAGAGGGUUAUUUGUUUCAGCUGUAGAUAAUGAUUGUCUUGUCACAGACACCGGCGUGAAGGGUCAUGGAGGUGCUGAGAGCUCAAUUUAUGACAAUCAGCUGUCAGCAGUGAAUUCCCCAAUUGAGGAUUCUGCAGUAGGAAACAAUGUUGGUGAGGAGUCAGGACCUCAAACCUCUGGAGCUUCCAAUGGCUCAACAAUUUUGGUGGAUAUAAAGUCUAGGCCAAAAAGGUCGCCUCUAACAGCAAGAGAGAGACUACAGGCUGCGAGAUUUAUCAGCCGUUACACAGAAUCAAAGACAUCAAAAUCAGAGAUGGGCAGGAAAGUAUUGGAUGCCCUGAGAGAAAGUGACGAGGGCAAGAAAAGAUCUGGCCUUCCAGAAGCCCCUGAAAACAUGUUUGAUGACAGCAAGCGAGGGUUGCCAAAGGAGGGGUGGACUUUUCAAUUUCCAGGGGGUUCAGAACUCUUUUUCAUUGUCGUUUCAUUUGUUUUAAUCAGCACAAUAAUGUUUGCAACGACUUACAUUGUCUGGAAAGUUGGUGCAAUCCAUUUUGAUGAGUAUUAAGGUGGAAUUUGGUGGGAUUCCGCUAUUUAGGUGAGCUGCCUCUUCAGAUACAUCCACAGAAAGAUCACAAACUAUUUGGAUUCAGGUAUUUGCACAAGUUUCUUAUAUUUGUUAGUAAUUUCAUGUCAUUUAGACAAGAUACAUGCAUGAAUGUACAAAGAAUUGCUUGGCUGGCAUUUAUGUAUCGAAGGAAAAUGUAUCAGGAUGCCCUUUUGGUUUUCUUAAUCUUACAUGAAUGACAUAGUUUUCAAAUUUUAUUUUAUUAUUUAUUUGAUGAUAAUGAUCUUAAGCUUAACCCAUAUUAUACCGUCAUUCUGUAUGUUAUAUGUACAUAAGCGGGCUGAUCCCAUAUGUGAGGUUUUUAUAGUGUAGAAGGAGCAUCUCUUUGCCAGUGGCACACAAGUUUUGUUCUUUUGUGAGUGCUAUAUUGUAACGUAGCAUUCAGUUGUGUCGUUAUUUGUGUCCUUAACCGAGAUUUCUCCCUCUCCCCCUCUCUUUUCGUGUUCUUUUAAUAAAUUGCCGUUAUUUCUGACCAAAAUCCAAGUAGAUAGGCGUCCAACUUGAUACAUUAUCGUGCUUGACAAAAACGUAUCUGGUUAUAUUCAUUUCCUGAUAAGCACCUGGAUUUGGGCACAUUUUGUUCGUGUUUUUGGCUCUUAAGUUUGGUUAGUUUGUUGAAGCAAUCUUUUAGGGAGGAAAGGAGAAAACGAGGAAAACACUGCACGGGUAAGCUUUAAACAGAAUAACGCAGGAUUAUGGACACCACACAAUCCUGAGAGAGAAAAUUUUGAACGUGAGUGGUUGAUCGAAGGUCGUAUCAAUCUUUAACCCUCUUUAUGGUGAGUUGCAGAGUUUGUGUGCUAUUGGGGCCAUUGGUGAUGGUAAUCGUAGGGCUCUUGUUUGCUUGUGCAGGACACAAGGACAGUCUUUAACACUGAACAGUUGAAGGUGGACAAAACAAGCCACCAAAAUGAAAGGUCCAUAGAUUUUCUAGAUUAUCCAGCUGAGAUGGUAAGAGAGCUGAAAGCAAAACAGAAGUGAAUGAUAGAUAUUUGAAAUCACAAGAGCUAUCCUUUAGUUUGUUUCGUUGCUAAACCCUAUCCCUCCAUUGCAAUUUGCAGCAGUUGAACAAAAUUGUAGAUGUAAAAGACAUGAGAUCAAGGAUACGAUGCAUGACAGGACACAUAAACAUGAUGCCAGUUUCAAUCAGUAGAGCAAGUGGUUGUGGGCUCAAUGGUACUUCAUUCUUUAAGAAACUUACACAAGGACAAGGAAAUAGAAAACAACUCAUGGAUAAGUAGUCGGAAAUAAAACAACUAAUUGACUCAAGUGCGCAGAAUCUGAGAAUUUAAGCGUCGCAAGUCUGUAGUGACAGAAUGAUGCACGGAUAAUCACAAAACAGAAACGGAGCGAUGCUCUAGAUAGUAGAUAGGUAGAUCAACUACCACAGUAAGGUCAAUCUAUGAUUUCCCACCACCAAAGCAGUUAUUUAUGCUUCAUCUGAAUUUGAUUUCACGCAACUGUUCCUUUUCAGUACGAUGUUUUAGCCACACGGAGUUACUUUGUUUGGCAUGAAGUUAUCCAAGUAAAUUCAUGUUGAGGUGACAGCCUAAUAUGGCCAAACAUGAUUUUCAUCUGACCAUUAAAGUUAACUAGACAUCACGCCAAUCACCAUCACGAUAUGAAGAUCACACAUUAUUAGUGCAGAUACAGUAGCUGUACAAUGAAUUCAGGAUAAAAAGAAGGAAGAGUAAUAGCUUAGAUUUUACAAAGAAAGCUUGCUUUUUUGCUUAGACAUGGAAGAUCACUAUUCUCCUUGCUGGCCUGCUGCUCCUGCAGAGGCAAACUGGGUUCAACCAAGUGCUGCAGUAUAUGAUGAGUCCUUUUUAGUGCCAUGCCCAUCUCAUGCCUCUGCUUCUGCCAACUUUCAAGUUAAUGGAUUCCCUUCGUGGUCUCUACCGACUCAGGAGACUUCGGAGAAUAAAGCUGCUUCUAAUUCCAAGAGUCAUAGCCAAGCUGAGAAGCGGCGCCGGGACAGGAUUAAUGCACAGCUGGGAAUUCUUAGGAAACUCAUUCCCAAAUCAGAAAAGAUGGACAAGGCAGCUCUUCUAGGAAGCGCGAUUGAUUAUGUGAAGGAUCUCAAGCAAAAAGCAAUGGAAAUCAGCAGAACUUUCACAAUCCCAACUGAAGUUGAUGAAGUAACGGUUGAUUGUGAUGUUCCUCAAGCUACAAACCCUUCCAGCACCAACAAAGACAAGGACAACACGUUCAUCAGGGCUUCUGUUUGCUGCGAUGAUCGGCCAGAACUGUUUUCGGAGCUUAUUCGAGUGCUCAAGGGCCUUAGACUAACCAUUGUUAGAGCCGAUAUUGCCAGUGUAGGUGGAAGGGUUAAAGGCAUACUAGUACUUUGCAAUAAGUGCAGUAAAGAGGGAGGUGUUUCAAUCAGCACUAUUAAACAGUCACUUAAUCUUGUUCUGAGUCGAAUUGCUUCAUCAUCAGUGCCAUCAAAUUACCGUAUUAGAAGCAAGAGGCAGAGGUUCUUUUUGCCUUCUCAUCUGUCACAGCAAUAUACAUAAUCAGAUAUAUUGAAAUUUCUUUCCUUUCUAA
This is a messenger RNA of Populus euphratica (Euphrates poplar), 3381 nucleotides long. RefSeq names its product transcription factor bHLH51-like. Lineage: Eukaryota; Viridiplantae; Streptophyta; Magnoliopsida; Malpighiales; Salicaceae. The transcript is spliced from 3 exons. The coding region runs from base 2571 to 3350 and encodes 259 amino acids. The record is from RefSeq and is a predicted model, not a curated record. Gene Ontology annotation, molecular function: protein dimerization activity; DNA-binding transcription factor activity. Gene Ontology annotation, biological process: regulation of DNA-templated transcription.